Messenger RNA from Lentinula edodes (shiitake mushroom), 1918 nucleotides. RefSeq names its product general substrate transporter. Bases 81 to 1784 code for a protein of 567 amino acids. The transcript is spliced from 14 exons. Gene Ontology annotation, biological process: transmembrane transport; carbohydrate transport. The record is from RefSeq and is a predicted model, not a curated record. NCBI's taxonomy places the organism in Eukaryota, Fungi, Basidiomycota, Agaricomycetes, Agaricales, Omphalotaceae. Gene Ontology annotation, molecular function: carbohydrate:proton symporter activity. Gene Ontology annotation, cellular component: membrane.
AAUUUAGCUCCGCUUUAUGUCAGCGCUUCGACCUGCUUUGCCAUACCAGGCCAUACCGAGUAGCUCAGACUUCUGCUCAGAUGGCAGGAUCUGGAACUUAUUCUCGAUUGCCCAACGACGCAGCAAACUCGGAAACUAGGCAGCUACUGAACGGAGAACCAGUUGUUCAUAGUUCGACUCACGGUGGCCAAAUUACUGUUCACCCUAAUGGACAUUCCUACAGUUAUACUUACGGGCCGAAAGGACUAGCUGGCCUAGCUCUUAAUCGCUACGCUUUACUCUGUGCCGUAUUUGCUAGCAUCGGAGGAUUAAGCUUUGGAUAUGAUCAGGGCGUCAUUGCAAAUGUGCUUGUGAUGAAGGAUUUCAUGACUCGUUGGCCGAUAUCACCCUUAGAAGAAGGUUUCAUGACUGCUGUACUAGAACUUGGCGCCCUUGUUGGUGCACUAUGUGCCGGAAUAUUCGCGGACAACUACUCUAGACGUUUUUCGAUGUUUAUCUCAUGCAUCAUCUUUUGUAUCGGAUCCACACUUCAAUGCGGAGCUCGGUCCCUUCUACAUCUCUUCCUUGGUCGUGCAAUAGGUGGAGUGGGAGUUGGUGCGCUCAGUACAUUGUCACCUCUAUACAUGGCAGAAAUCAGUCCACCUGAAGUUCGAGGAUCUCUAAUGGCUUUGGAGCAAUUUGCUAUCGUGCUAGGUGUUGUGCUAGGAUUCUGGCUGGGAUAUUUCACCCGGGACAUCCCAGGCUCUGCAUCAUGGCGUAUUCCUCUGGGCGUACAAAUUAUUCCAGCCCUUAUACUUAUCCUAGGCUGUACCUUCUUGCCGGCUUCACCACGUUUGCUCGUUCUACAAGGAAGAUAUGACGAAGCCAUCGCCAGCCUGGCACAAUUGCGACUUAGAAGUCUCGCCGAAGCACAGGAGGAUCCGCUCAUCCAAAUUGAAUUUCUUGAAAUGCGUGUAGAAGCUGCCAUGAUCCACCGUAGAUUCGGCACUGCUGAAAACUCCAAGUCAGCACUAUCAGCAGAAUGGAUUGCUUGGAAGAGGCUUUUCGGCAAGAACUAUCGCGAUCGGACCAUGGUAGGCAUUCUUAUAGCAUUUUUUCAACAAUGGAGCGGAAUCAAUGCUCUCCUAUACUAUGGCCCUAUACUGGUCAGGAAUAUUGGACUGUCAGGCGGAAAUGUAACGCUGUUAGUAUCAGGAGGAAUAGGCAUCGUGCAAUUCUUGGCUGUGUUACCUGUGAUUGCAUACAUUGACAAAUGGGGUCGUCGGCCCUUACUUCGUGGAGGAAGUAUUGCCAUGACCUGUUCCCAUUUCAGUAUUUCAAUCUUGAUCAUCCUUUUCGCAUCGGAUUGGACUGCACAUUCCACUGCCGCUUGGAUAGGCGUUGGGUUUGUCUACACUUUCACUGCAGCGUACGGGAUGUCGUUCGGCCCUGUCGCGUGGGUGCUACCCAGUGAAGUUUUCCCUUUGUCCAUGCGCAGCAAGGGCGUCGCAUUAUCAACUGCAUCUGUGUGGGUGAACAACUUCCUCAUCGGUUUGAUCACCCCUGUCACAUUAGAAUGGUCAGCAGCUGGAACGUUCAUGAUGUUUGCAGUAGCUUCAUUUCUUGCUUACAUAUGGGUAACGUAUAACGUGCCAGAAACAGCCAACGUCUCUUUGGAGGAAAUUGAUGAAAUGUUUAAGUCUUCCGCGGGGCGGGAAGAAAGUAUACUGAAGGCUCAGAUCGAGGAAGACUUGGGACUAAGAGCACUGAUGGUUCGACUAGCAAGGGACGAAGUUCGUGAUUAGAUGAACUCGAUUAGCCUGUAGACCAAGCCUACUAGGAGACGAGACCCCGAUACCCUCAUAGAGAGAAGGUUUCCGGAAAUACAAGAGUAGAAUAGAAUUUGUAUCUUAAUAUCGAAUAUAAUUUGUACACAUGG